AUGUCUAACCUUAAGUUUCUUCUCGCCGUCGUCAGCUGCUUAGGGCCGGCCCUUGCAGCUCCGACUCCCACAACCGACUUCAACAAGCGUGCUGAUGAUACCGCUUUCGGUUUCGCCAGCCUGAACGGGGGUACUACCGGUGGUGCUGGUGGUACCACCACCACCGUCUCCUCGUACGCUGAAUUCACCGCGGCCGUCGAGGGCGAUGAGGCCAAGGUCGUCGUCGUCAGCGGAGCCAUUUCCGAGUCCGCGAAGCAGGUCGAUGUCGGCAGCAACACCAGCAUCCUCGGUGCCGACUCCAGCGCUGUCCUCGACGGCUUCGGUCUCCGACUCAAGGAAGUUGAGAACGUCAUCAUCCGCAACCUCGGCGUGAAGAAGGUCACCGCUGAGAACGGAGAUGCCAUUGGUAGCGAAUACUCCAGCAACAUCUGGAUCGACCACGUCGACGUCUCUUCUGACCAGGACCACGACAAGGACUACUAUGACGGUCUCCUCGACUUCAAGCGUGGCUCGGACUACAUCACCGUGUCCAACAGCUACAUCCACGACCACUGGAAGGCCUCGCUCGUCGGACACUCCAACAGCAACGAAGACGAGGACAAGGGCAAGCUCCACAUCACCUACGCCAACAACUACUGGCAGAACCUGAACUCGCGCGGUCCCUCAAUCCGCUUCGGAACCGGUCACCUCUACAACAACUACUACGAAAAUGUCAGCGACGGCAUCAACACCCGUAUUGGUGCACAGGUCCUGGUCGAGUCCAACACCUGGGUUGAUAGCAAGAAGGCCCUUUACUCGACCGAUGAAGGCUAUGCUGUUGAGCGCGACAACGACUUCGGUGGUGCUAAGUCUGAGGCCGAGGAGGGCACUCUGACCAGCGUCGACUAUGAGUAUGAUCUUCUUGGUCCGGAUGCUGUUAAGGAGGCUGUUGUGGGAACUGCCGGGCAGACUCUUACUUUUUAA
Molecule: messenger RNA, 963 nt
Organism: Aspergillus puulaauensis
Lineage: Eukaryota; Fungi; Ascomycota; Eurotiomycetes; Eurotiales; Aspergillaceae
Product: pectate lyase family protein
Exons: 3
Coding region: 1-963 (320 amino acids)
Molecular function (GO): pectate lyase activity
Source: RefSeq, a predicted model, not a curated record